This is a messenger RNA of Orcinus orca (killer whale), 4890 nucleotides long. RefSeq names its product zinc finger protein 133 (gene ZNF133). Lineage: Eukaryota; Metazoa; Chordata; Mammalia; Artiodactyla; Delphinidae. The coding region runs from base 3035 to 4732 and encodes 565 amino acids. Gene Ontology annotation, biological process: negative regulation of transcription by RNA polymerase II; regulation of immune system process; regulation of cytokine production. The record is from RefSeq and is a predicted model, not a curated record. The transcript is spliced from 2 exons.
CAGUGAUAUUGGUCUGUAAUUUUUUUUUUUUUUUUUUUUUGGUAGUAUCUUUGUCUGGUUUCGGUAUCAGGGUGCUGGUGGCCUCAUAGAAUGAGUUUGGGAGUGUUCCUUCCUCUGCAAUUUUUGGGAAGAGUUUGAGAAGGAUGGGUGUUAGCUCUUCUCUGAGUGUUUGAUAGAAUUCACCUGUGAAGCCAUUGGUCCUGGACGUUUGUUUGUUGGAAGAUUUUUAAUCACAGUUUCAAUUUCAUUACUUGUGAUUGGUCUGUUCAUAUUUUCUAUUUCUUCCUGUUUCAGUCUUGGAAGGUUAUACCUUUCUAAGAAUUUGUCCAUUUCUUCCAGGUUGUCCAUUUUAUUGGCAUAGAGUUGCUUGUAGUAGUUUCUUAGGAUGCUUUAUAUUUCUGUGGUGUCUGUUGUAACUUCUCCUUUUUCAUUUCUAAUUUUAUUGAUUUGAGUCCUCUCCCUCUUCUUCUUGAUGAGUCUGGCUGGUUUAUCAAUUUUGUUUAUCUUCUCAAAGAACCAGCUUUUAGUUUUAUUGAUCUUUGCUGUUGUUUUCUUUGUGUCUAUUUUACUUAUUUCUGCUCUGGUCUUUAUGAUUUCUUUCCUUCUGCUUUGGGUUUAGUUUGUUCUUCUUUCUCUAGGUCCUUUAGGUGUAAGGUUAGAUUGUUUACUUGAGAUUUUUCUUGUUUCUUGAGGUAGGCUUGUAUAGCUAUAAACUUCCCCCUUACAACUGCUUUUGCUGCAUCCCAUAGGUUUUGGUCGUCAUGUUUUCAUUGUCAUUUGUUUCUAGGUAUUUUUUGAUUUCUUCUUUGGUUUCUUGAGUGAUCUCGGUUAUUUAGUAACGUAUUGUUUAGCCUCCAUGUGUGUUUUUUAUGUUUUUUUCCCUGUAAUUCAUUUCUAAUCUCAUAGCGUUGUCAGAAAAGAUGCUUGAUAUGAUUUCAGUUUUCUUAAAUUUACUGAGGCUUGAUUUGUGACCCAAGAUGUGAUCUAUCCUGGAGAAUGUUCCGUGUGCACUUGAGAAGAAUGUGUAAUCUGCUGUUUUGGGAUGGAAUGUCCUAUAAAUAUCAAUUAAAUCUAUCUGGUCUAUUGUGUUAGUUAAAGCUUCUGUUUCCUUAUUUGUUUUCAUUUUGGAUGAUCUGUCCAUUGGUGUAAGUGAGGUGUUAAAGUCCCCCACUAUUAUUGUGUUACUGUCGAUUUCCUCUUUUAUAGCUGUUGGCACUUGCCUUAUGUAUUGAGGUGCUCCUAUGUUGGGUGCAUAUAUAUUUAUAAUUGUUAUAUCUUCUUCUUGGAUUGACCCCUUGAUCAUUAUGUAGUGUCCUUCCUUGUCUCUUGUAACAUUCUUUAUUUUAAAGUCUAUUUUAUCUGAUAUGAGUAUAGCUACUCCAGCUUUCUUCUGAUUUCCAUUUGCAUGGAAUAUCUUUUUCCAUCCCCUCACUUUCAGUCUGUAUGUGUCCCUAGGUCUGAAGUGGGUCUCUUGUAGACAGCAUAUAUAUGGGUCUUGUUUUUGUAUCCAUUCAGCAAGCCUGUGUCUUUUGGUUGGAGCAUUUAAUCCAUUCACGUUUAAGGUAAUUAUCGAUGUGUAUGUUCCUUUACCAUUUUCUUAAUUGUUUUGGGUUUGUUUUUGUAGGUCCUUUUCUUCUCUUGUGUUUCCCACUUAGAGAAGUUCCUUUAGCAUUUGUUGUGGAGCUGGUUUGGUGGUGCAGAAUUCUCUUAGCUUUUGCGCGUCUGUAAAGCUUUUGAUUUCUCCAUCGAAUCUGAAUGAGAUCCUUGCCAGAUAGAGUAAUCUUGGUUGUAGUUUCUUCCCUUUCAUCACUUUAUAUCAUGCCACUCCCUUCUGGCUUGUAGAGUUUGUGCUGAGAAAUCAGCUGUUAACCUUAUUGGAGUUCCCUUGUAUGUUACUUUUCAUUUUUCCUUUGCUGCUUUCAAUAAUUUUUGUCUUUAAUUUUUGCCAAUUUGAUUACUAUGUGUCUCAGCGUGUUUCUCCUUGGGUUUAUCCUGUAUGGGACUUGCUGUGCUUCCUGGACUUGGGUGGCUAUUUCCUUUCCCAUGUUAGGGAAGUUUUCGACUAUAAUCUCUUCAAAUAUUUUCUUGCGUCCUUUCUCUCUCUCUUCUCCUUCUGGGACCCCUAUAAUGUGAAUGUUGUUGCUUUUAAUAUUGUCCCGGAGGUCUCUUAGGCUGUCUUCAUUUCUUUUCAUUCUUUUUUCUUUAUUCUGUUCCGCAGCAGUGAAUUCCACCAUUCAAGCCUUCCAGGUCACUUAUCCGUUCUUCUGCCUCAGUUAUUCUGCUAUUGAUUCCUUCUAGUGUAGUUUUCAUUUCAGUUAUUGUGUUGUUCAUCUCUGUUUGUUUGUUCUUUAAUUCUUCUAGGUCUUUGUUAAACAUUUCUUGCAUCUUCUCGAUCUUUGCCUCCAUUCUUUUUCUGAGGUCCUGGAUCAUCUUCACUCUCAUUAUUCUGAAUUCUUUUUCUGGAAGGUUGCCUGUCUCCACUUCAUUUAGUUGUUUUUCUGGGGUUUUAUAUUGUUCCUUCAUCUGGUACAUAGCCCUCUGCCUUUUCAUCUUGUCUCUCUUUCUGUGAAUUUUUUCCCCCCCCCACAGGCUGCAGGAUUGUAGUUCUUCUUGCUUCUGCUGUCUGCCCUCUGGUGGAUGAGGCUAUCUAAGAGGCUUGUGCAAGUUUCCUGAUGGGAGGGACUGGUGGUGGGUAGAGCUGACUGUUGCUCUGGUGGGCAGAGCUUAGUAAAACUUUAAUCCGCUUGACUGUUGAUGGGUGGGUCUGGGUUCCCUCCCUGUUGGUUGUUUGGCCUGAGGCAGCCCAACACUGGAGCCUACCUGGGCUCUUUGGUGGGGCUAAUGGCAGACUCUGGGAGGGCUCACGCCAAGGAGUACUUCCCAGAACUUCUGCUGCCAGUUUCCUUGUCCCCACGAUGAGCCACAGCCACCCCCCACCCCUGCAGGAGACCCUCUAACACUAGCAGCAGAACCAAAGCCAGAACUCCACCUCGGUCCCUUCCGCCCUCCAGACUUCUCCAGUCAGCAGCUCCGCAUGCAGCACAUGCUGUGUAGUCACCCUCCCUGGAUCUUCACGUGCUGGUGUGCAGAAGAGCCUGUCCGGCCAGGAGCUCCGUGCCCUGGGGAUCAGCAGCAGCAGCAGCAGCAGCAGCAGCAGCGAGCCUCUGAUGGAAAUCCCUGGAAUGACAAAGCAGAAGGUCAGGAGAGAGAAGGCACCCAGCCUUUGUUUGGAAAGACAAAGAAAAGGACUUCAGGCGUGUUCCCCAGGCCGCCACCCCAGCAGCAGCCGGUCAACUCUGGGGAUGGCAUCCAAGGCGUGGAGGGAGUGGCCAGCCCAGCUCAGACGGGGAGUCCCGAGGAAACAGACAGACUGUUGAAGAGGAUAGAAGUCUUAGGAUUUGGAACAGUCAACUGUGGGGAGUGUGGCCUGGGCUUCAGCAAGAUGACAAACCUGCUCAGUCACCAGAGGAUACACUCAGGGGAGAAGCCGUAUGUGUGCGGGGUGUGUGAGAAGGGCUUUAGCCUAAAGAAAAGCCUUGCCAGACACCAGAAGGCACACUCGGGGGAGAAGCCCAUCGUGUGCAGGGAGUGUGGGCGAGGCUUUAACCGCAAGUCGACACUCAUCAUACACGAGAGGACACACUCAGGUGAGAAGCCUUACAUGUGCAGCGAGUGCGGGCGAGGCUUCAGCCAGAAGUCAAACCUCAUCAUACACCAGCGGACACACUCUGGGGAGAAGCCCUACGUGUGCCAGGAAUGUGGGAAAGGCUUCAGCCAGAAGUCAGCCGUCGUCAGACACCAGAGGACGCACUUGGAGGAGAAGACCAUCGUGUGCAGUGACUGUGGACUGGGCUUCAGCGACAGGUCGAACCUCAUCUCACACCAGAGGACACACUCCGGGGAGAAGCCUUAUGCCUGCAAGGAGUGUGGGCGGUGCUUCAGGCAGAGAACCACCCUUGUCAACCACCAGAGGACACACUCCAAGGAGAAGCCUUAUGUGUGUGGCGUGUGUGGGCACAGCUUCAGCCAGAAUUCAACCCUCAUCUCACACAGGCGGACACACACUGGGGAGAAGCCUUACGUGUGUGGGGUGUGUGGGCGAGGCUUUAGUCUCAAGUCACACCUCAACAGACACCAGAACAUACACUCAGGGGAUAAGCCCAUUGUGUGUAAGGACUGUGGGCGAGGCUUCAGCCAGCAGUCAAAUCUCAUCAGACACCAGAGGACACACUCAGGGGAAAAGCCCAUGGUGUGUGAGGAGUGCGGGCGAGGCUUCAGCCAGAAGUCAAACCUUGUUGCACACCAGAGGACACACUCAGGGGAAAAGCCGUACGUGUGCAGGGAGUGUGGGCGAGGCUUCAGUCACCAGGCAGGUCUCAUCCGGCACAGGCGGAAACACUCGAGGGAAAAGCCUUACACGUGCCGGCAGUGUGGACUCGGCUUCAGCAAUAAGUCAGCUUUAAUCACGCACAAAUGGGUACACUCGGAAGAGAAGCCCUGUCUAUUCAGAGAGUGUGGCCAAGGCUUUCCCCAAAAGUCACACCUCAUCUUACAUCAGAUGACACACCAGGGCAGGAAGCCUUAUGUGUGCAAGACGUGUGGACAGGGCUUUAGCCAGAAGUCUCACCUCAGCAGACACAGGAGGAUGAAGUCCGCCCACCACAAACUGCGACUUCAGUCUGACCCCGAGGCCUACUCAGAGCAAUCUUCUGACCCCUUGCACUCUCUCUGAGAGUGAAGACGGUGGUGAGGACUGGAUAAUCAAACAUCGUACACUUUCAUAAAACGCAUUCCGUAAGUGGUCAAAGGACAUUUGCCUUCGUUUACUUCCUCCAUGCUAAGUCUUCAUGUUUUGUGGUCUUUUGUUCUAAUAAACUGCUUCUUUACAAA